AUGUGUCAAAAGGUUACAGAGGCGCCGAACUGCGGCUUGCGUACACUGGGUAGUUGCUGUAGUGACCAGACCUCUGAAUUUACGCACGCACCUGAGGCCAUAGCAAUGACGAUAAGCGAUAGACGGCACGCGAAACGCGAACAAAAAUAUUAUCAUAGCGUCCGCCGGCACCGCAAAAGUGUGGCGAAGCCAAACCAUCAGGAUGAAGUCAGACAACUGGUGCACAUCAUUCCUGGAUUAAACAAUCGUCCGGAUGUGGAUGAGGUCACAGUUAUCGACGAAACAAUCAAGUUCAUCACCCAGCUUGAAAAUGCAUUGAUUCGAAAGCAUUGUCCUAACGACAAUGGUGAUGUCACCUUCGAUCGUUCCAGGCCUCAGAUGCAUCCUCUUCUGCGUAAACUGCUUCCCAGAAAUUCACCAAGGACUCCUCGACAUUUAACCCAAGCAGGAAUUCCCGAUACAGCGAAUGACACUACCGAUGCUUCCUCCUGUAUGACACCGGAUUAUCAGGGGUGA
Mesocestoides corti is the source of this 516-nucleotide messenger RNA. The record is from the annotation of a GenBank genome assembly. NCBI's taxonomy places the organism in Eukaryota, Metazoa, Platyhelminthes, Cestoda, Cyclophyllidea, Mesocestoididae.